CUCGUCUUCCACCUCCUCCCUCCGGCCCAACCAAUCAAUCCUUUGCGGCCCACCCAAACGUGACAAGGUGCGAAGGCAGAAAAAAAGAGACGGCGGGAAGACAGAGAACGAGACAGAGAGUGAGCAAGCAGCAAGAGAGCGAGCGAGUCGAAUCAUUCAAUCAGCUUCCGUCCCUCAACAGCACUUGGAAACAGACACCAGGGUUGCCCAAGCUGGUGUCAUUCCAUUGGAUCCUCGACCAUCAUAUCAAUCGGUCGCCAAUCAUCAGCUAAGCCUAUCCGCUCCGCAUUUUGGCACUCUAUCGAUCUUGAAACCAGGGCGUGUUGUGCGGACGACAUCUCAGCAAAGCUGCAAAGAGACGCGCGCGAAGAAUCGCCAAAGAGCAGACGUGAAGAAAAGCAGAAAAGGUCUUCAAGUGACAGUGAGGGGGAACCAUAGCGCGACAGGCAGACAGGCAGGCAGGCAAACAAGCAAGCCGUCAGCGGCAACGCAACGCAUCACUGAGCACAACGUCCGCGCACACCUUCUCUUUCCUGCCUCCUUCUACACACCUCACGGUCACUUACACACACCGCCAGAAGACCGUGGUGGGAAGGCAACCCAAGAAUAAGACAGACAACGCAGAGUUCGACGACUCAAAUCGAGAACGAAAGAAAGAAAAGCAGUGACGCAACAUUGCCCUGCCCGGCCCUGCCUACCGACUCUGCCACUUUUAUUGCCAGCCCGACUUUCUGUCUGGCGUGGUGCAUUCGCACUGGCGACGACGUCCUGAGAAAGUGGAAAGAAGAUAAUUACACCUCAACGCGAGAGGGGGCGUGUGUGCGUGCCUUCCAUUGCUGUAAGUUGCACCACCACCACCACCACCACCACCACCACCACUUCGGAGUACCACGGUGCGGCCUUACCCAGGACUUCACUUCCCGCUCUUACCCCUUCCCAGUCUGCCCGUGUCUGCUUUGCUCCUUCCUUCCCUCACUGCGACGUCAACGUCAGCAAACCAUACCCCCUUCCCACUUCCCACCCCCCUACCCCUCUUCUGCCUGGCUGCCUUGCCCUCCUCACCUUCCUUACCCUGGCCUUUUUCCCUUUCCCUUCCCCUCCUUCCGUCUUUCCCACCGCAGUUUCUGUUAAACACACCCCCUUUUUCUCUUCGCAGCCUUAGGCCCACCUGAUCCCAGCAAGAGAAAAAAAAAGAGGUGACCCAUCUUCUGCCGACGCCACACACUCACACUCGUGUCUUUAGGAUCCACGCACCUUUUGCUUGGUUUUUUUUCCCUCUCGACCCUCUCGACCCUCCGAAACAGGCGUACAAAGUGCCAAAGAGCCCCGGUUCGCCAAAAGGAAAAGCUCCAGCGAAUCCAACGAGCCAAAAGCCAGAAAAAACCCGCCCUCCCACAAAACCCAGCAAAUCAGCUCGGUUUUUUCUUGCGACCACUCACGUCCCUCCCUCAACUCUCCAAACGUCUCCCCCGACCUGACACCACCACUCACAUUUCACCACUCACCACUCACCCAACAGUCGUGAAUUGUUCGCGACUUGGAAUCCCCCCAGAGAGGUCCUAUCAUCGUCGACUUUGAUCUUCUCGCUAUUCUGCGACCAAGCAUCUUGUCUAUUGGCCCAAACACCAGUAGCAAUACCAACUGCUCGCCCAUCAGGUGACUGAAGCAACCUGCGGAAAAGAGCAUCUUUUCCCGUCUCUGCCUGUUUGACCGCAGCGCUCCGGACCGCACGCAUCGCAUCGCAUCAGCACAGCGCACCGCGACCACAGCAAAAGGCCACUCAGCCCAACCGCGUCGCACUUUCGCCCUCCCGCCAAACAUAUUAUCGCGCAACGCGUCAUAGCUUCUUCGGAGGCGAUUUCAAGCUCAUAUCGUGACACUCGAGUCAAAAGCCUAUCAGAAAGCUUCGUCUCGACUUAGACCACGAGCCAAUCCCCGAGAAUUUCACCCCCAAAGCCAAAAAUUCAGCCAACCAGGUACGUUUCGCAUGCCACUCGACUCAAGUCCUUUGGCGCCCCUCCUGUCCAGCCUUGUACGCGCGCUUCCUUGUCCCUGACGACGGCCGCCAUCUUCCUUCCCUAUCCCGUCUGGUCAUUUCUAUUUUGUACGCUAUCCGAGUUUGGCUUCUCUGUCAAAUUUGGCGCUUCAUAUGUCGAGCUACCUAUCUAUCUGGCAUUGCCAAGUGGAAGAGGGAGAAGACUUGACGAAUUCUUGGAGUAGAACCAGUUCGGAUCCUCUUCUGGCUGUUGUCUUUUCUUUUCUCCCAAUUCCUCACACACACGAUUUGUGUGCGCCUGUUGUCCUUUGAAACCGGGACGGACAACACAUGCUUACUGACUUGAGCAGGGCGCAUAACAUUCACACCUCCUUCACAGCACAUCGCUUUCAUCGGCGAUUACACCCAGAUCUCCAACUUUCGUGGUACGUUUAUUGUACUUUCUUCAUUAUCACAUUGUCCUCAGCAUCUCCAGCCUUCGUACUCUUCCCGUGCUCCCCGGAGGUGUAACCAUCCAUCCCUCGGUGCUCCCCCUCCCCUUCACCACGUCCACGUCAGUUUGUCUCUUUCCUGUCAUCUGCGGGCCAUCGCGUCACCCUUAGGGGAGAGUCUUCACUACCUCAUCCUCUGACGUUACGCUGUCUCGACUGUUGUGCUUCGCACAGAGGAGUGCAUCGGCGCAUCAAGCCUUCUACGCCUUCUCGAAGCACCCCUUCGGCGGCAUAUCGACGCAGCAGCUACAGCAGCAGCAGCAGCAGCAGCAGCAGCAGCAGCGCAUUGGAAAGGUUUCUCAUGCCAGCCACUACCACCACAUCGACGUGCACUCCCAGUGGAAUGGACGUUGUUGCGAAGCGCUCAGUGAGCUUGGCUUAGCUUGUGGCAGCGACACACGACAGCGCCCUGUACAGGCACCCCUUCCCCUCCACCGGUGCAAGCACGGGCUCUGUCAACGCAGCUCGGACUGUCUUUUGGCUCUGCGCCGCCACCAUAACCGCAUCAAGGGGAAGUGUCGCCGCGUAGGUUGGCAUGGUGGGCCUUGUCUCUGCAUAUUCCGUCAUGCAUGCGAGGUCUGCCAGCGCAUCAAGUGGUGGCCCGAGACGCCAGGAGAGGAACAUGAACCCCACCCCAUCUGCUUGUCUUUGUCGCAUCAUCCCGAGCUCUGGCUUAUAUACAGGAGAACUAACAUUCUUGGUUGGACAGAUCUAACGACGCGAAGUGGAAAAGGAUUAAACGGUCUCUAAUUUCUGGAGAACUCAAGGCACCGACCUGUUUCGUCCAAAAGAACAAGGACAAGCCGACUCUUGCCCUACCCGCUCCCGCUGUGCAGCCGGUAGACCAACCCAGGACCAGCCCGGACCAAGGAGCCCUUGAUCGGCUAGAAGCAACAGAACCGACGCCGCCUCGCCUCCGCCUUGUACGGUAGCAGCCUCGACAUACCUGCCCGCCUCUGUCGAACCCACACACUCUCGCCGCUCUCACGUGGCUGUCAUUCUGACCCCAGGCUCAGCCACCCACCUCGUCCGCCCCGCGACUACAUCAGCCCGCAUAUGCCGUGGUCGGCCACUUGCGUCGCGCACCACUGCCAGCUCAUCCACGCAUCACCAAUAGAUUGAGCCCCUCCGCUCCCAAUACACUGGAAAAAGGACCCUAGGACACCGCCGGCUCCCAAUCCGUGUGCCCAACUCAACCCAAGCAGACGGGCCGUCCCAGUCAUUUUAAAGCUCACUCCUCACGAGAAAGGCAGCUUUCGUCGCAACUCAUUCGUCACUCGCGACCCAUAGCCGUGAUACCCUUUUUUCCCCCUUCCCACGGUCACGUUUUUCUCAACCGCGCCAAAGCGGCUGUCAAGCUACACCACGUAGCUGGCUUCUUAUUGGUUCCGAUACUCUACGCGACGAAGACAAUCGCCUUCAUUGCACAGCUUGAUCAUCCCUCGAACAAGCUUAACCCCAGUAUGAUGGAAUACGCACAAUAUCCUCAACAACCUCAAAACGCCCACUCCGGAUACACCAACUCCACCACAGGAAACAACAUCACCUCUCCUCACGGCGUACAGACGUCACCUAUCCUGUCUCAACAGCAAUCACCCUCUCAACAACAGGGACACAACAUGUACCAGCCACAGUACAACGUCCCCCAGCAGGGAAUGCAUUAUGGCAUGCCUCAAAUCCAAGCCGCCGCCAUGGCGGCAACUGCAGCUGCUUCGGGAUCCAACUAUCCUUACAUGCAGUCGGACCCCAGUUUGCCCCAAACAUCGCCGCGAAUGGGCGGAGCGAAGAAGGAGAGUCGCGAUCCUAGAUCACCCACCCAGAUGAACAACGUUUCGCAGUUACCGGGCCAGAGACGCCUCAGUCAGGUCACCAGCCCCGGCGUGCCUACUGCGCAGGGCAUGAUGAAUCAUGUCGGCGCGCGACCUGGUGUUGCGCCACCGCAAAUGGCUCAGGCUCAAGCUAUGCCUCACCCGCAAUCCCCCGAGAUGCCGGCCGGUGGCGUCGAAGAAUCGCCCCUCUACGUCAAUGCUAAGCAGUUCCAUCGCAUUCUCAAGCGUCGUGUUGCACGCCAAAAGUUGGAGGAGCAGCUGCGUCUGACGUCCAAGGGCCGCAAGCCAUACCUUCACGAGUCAAGACACAACCAUGCUAUGCGCCGACCUCGCGGACCUGGAGGCCGUUUCCUCACUGCUGAGGAGGUUGCCGCCAUUGAGCGCGAGAAGGGUGGUGGUUCUGGCGAGGGUCCCGAGGACGUUGUCGAGUCCAAAGCCGGCUCCAAGAGGAAAUCGGAAGCCGACGACUCCAGCUCGAACAAGAAGGCCAAGAAAGCAUCCGAGACUCCUGAAGAGGACGAGGAGGAGGAUGACGAGUCUUGAUCCGCAGCCAUACUAUUAUGUUUUGUCGCGCAUUUCGAUCACGAAGUCACGACCGUCUGCAGAGACGACUUGCAGCCAUCUCCACUCUUUCGAAUUGGGGUUACAAAGGAGAGAAGGGAACUUGUACGGGAUGUGUCUAUAGGGGCUGGAGUUUUCCAAAUGUCUUUAUAUGCAGCAUGCGGGCCGGUACACAGGACUCUCGUUGCUCUCUGGCUGCCAGGUCUAGCCGAUGCCAUUCCGGUCGUCAUCGGCUUUUUUUUAUUGCGCCUUUAUUUUUUCGUUUUCACGGCUAAUACACAUUAUCGACUGGCAACAGCAUGGCGCCCGUUUAGACGGGUGGCCGCAAGGGAAAUGGGAGGGAAGAAUGCAUGGACGACUCGAAACGACGGAUACCCCUCUUGUGUUUACUCGAUUACCCCCUUCUCCUUGUUGUUUUUGAUUUGACUUCACUUCGUGUUACAAUUCUUUUCCUGGACGAGGGAUUCUUCUUCUUGGGGAAUGGUCGGUAGUGUGGGAAUUGGGCAGAUGGUCUGGCUACCAACGGCUUCCUUUUUUUUUAUUUUAUAUUUCGUGAUUCAGCAGGGAGUUGAAACGAAGAGAAAAGAAAAACCCAAAACGAAAAGCCGCCAGUCAGUGGUGUGCCGCGAGUUUGUUGUACGGGAACAAGAGAAUGAUUGAAGAUGAUAUCUACGCUUAUAUUUGUCUGCCUCACCACUUCUUACUUGCUGGAUUGAUGGAGAUAGACUGGGUUUCCUGGCAAAAUCCGUCGCCGGAUUCGUAUGUAUGGAGAGAAACACGGAUUUAACGACC
Molecule: messenger RNA, 5669 nt
Organism: Colletotrichum scovillei
Lineage: Eukaryota; Fungi; Ascomycota; Sordariomycetes; Glomerellales; Glomerellaceae
Product: CCAAT-binding transcription factor subunit B
Exons: 1
Coding region: 3951-4859 (302 amino acids)
Biological process (GO): regulation of transcription by RNA polymerase II
Cellular component (GO): CCAAT-binding factor complex
Molecular function (GO): RNA polymerase II cis-regulatory region sequence-specific DNA binding; DNA-binding transcription factor activity, RNA polymerase II-specific
Source: RefSeq, a predicted model, not a curated record